Molecule: messenger RNA, 1044 nt
Organism: Amborella trichopoda
Lineage: Eukaryota; Viridiplantae; Streptophyta; Magnoliopsida; Amborellales; Amborellaceae
Source: RefSeq, a predicted model, not a curated record
AUGAGUGCCGGUGUAGUGAGGACACAGUUCAGAACGAUUGAGAACAACUCUCUAUCUAAUCUUCAAGAGAUUUCUUCGACAAUCUCUCAUAUGAUAUCAUGGGUCGGGUUAAUGGGAGCUGAUGAAGAGAAGCUCCAACAACCAAUUGACUGGGUUACUCAAAACUCUCAAGUUAUAACCUUUGAUCAAGAGAAGCUUGCUCAUACAUUCCCUGUUUUGAUAAGAGAAGGGGAAGAAGCCUACGCUUGGCACGAAGAAGUAGCUAUAAAGACAAGGAUGAAGAUGCUGAGGGCUCGUGGCUACUACGCAAGUUCCAACGACUACAACACUGAGGCCCUCGGUGAAUUUUGUAGAACUCUGGGGGCUAUGACACAAUUGAGGAAAAAGUCGAUGCCGGCCCUAUCCACCCCUAACCUUGAACAUAAUGAUUGUAACCUAAUAGAGAGGUUUAAGAGGCUGGCACCCUCAACUUUCUUAGGGCAGGGAAGUGUAGAGAAAGCUGAGAGGUGGUUGAUGCAAGUCGAAAAGAUUUUUGAAGUUUUACAGUGCUCUGAUGAGCUGAAGUUGAGAUUAGGUGCCUUCAUGUUAGAAGGGGACGCCGAACAUUGGUGGCAUUCGGUCCAGCAGGACUGGAAGGAUGAGAUAAUACCAACUUGGGAAGGAUGUUUGGAGGCCUUCAGCAAAAAAUAUUUCCCUGAAUCAGUAAAAGAAAGGAAGGAGGUUGAGUUCAUAGAACUACAACAAGGGAAUCUAAUCGUUGAUCAGUAUGUGGCCAAAUUUUUAGAGUUAUCCCGAUAUGUGCCACAUAUCAUGAAUAUGGAGGCUAGAAAGGCGAUCAAGAAAGUGGAAAAAGAUUGUGAUGACCACCGAUUGAGGAAGGAGAAGCAAAGGACAGGGCCUCCACCCUUUGGGGGUCCACAAGAAAAGGAAAGUCGAAGGAAUGGCAAGGCCCAAAAGAUCUCCCCGGGCGAUGUCAAGCAGAGCCAGCUCAUAAUUAUACCUCUUGUGGGAAGCGACGCCAUGUGGCUUCUGAGUGCUGGUUAA